UCGUCUGCUCCUGCAGCGACCGCUGCAGACGUGAACAGAACGCGCGUGCGCGUAGUCUGCGAGCGUGGUCUACGCCGCCUGUGUUGCCUUCUGCUCGUUUUCUUUUUUGUCGCGCGCUCGUCUGUUUGCGGCGCAACGCGGUUUGUUUCUCCUGACGACAGAGAGCCUCCUUUCCUCAGGUGUUCCCGAUUCCGUGUUCCUUCACGUCUUUUCUUUUUUUUUUUUUCUUGUGUGCGAAAUUGUGAGAGUGCGUGGAGUGUUGUAGGUGAUACACAGAUACCGACGCCGGCGGCGCGAUCGUCGACAUCGCACCGUAGUAUUUCGUCGAGAUACAUCGAGAUCCCGUGGAUUUUACACGACGACAUAUAUGCCCAGCAGGGAGUAAAGAGAAACAAAGAAAAAUGACGUAUCACCUGCCGUGUUGUUCCACAACGACGCGGCUGGGUCUGUGGAACGCGCCCUCGACCUCGACGCUUGAACUCCGGGAAUCGCGGCACCAGCCCACCACGCUAGGAUUUUGAUCGAACCUCUUGACGGCUCGCUUCGCCAUAUCCCAAGGAUGGAUGGAUCGCUCUCUGACGAAUCUGAGAAUCUUGGCAACUUUCGCCGAUGGCGUCCCUGCAAGAAGCGCCGGCGUAACUGCGGGCUGUCGCGGCCAGUGGGCUCUAGCAGCGGUGCUGGCACGGUCAUGAAGGCGGUCGCCAUGGAGACCGUCGAUGACACCGUGACCACGGAAGACCAGCUGGUGCCGCUGCAGGUCUUUGUGCCGGACCUUGUCAUUCAGAAAUGCUUCCACGUGCAGAAGGAUGAACUGAUAUGGGACAUCAAGCAGCAUAUCAUCUCGUCGCUGCCUAAGGAGGUGAAGGAAGGAUUCAAUUACGGUCUCUAUUGCCCUCCGGUGAACGGCAAAGCCGGCAAGUUUUUGGACGAAGAGCGGCCCAUCGCUGACUACCCUCUCUCCGACGCUGUCGCCUAUCUAGAGUUACGCUACAAGCGACGAGUCUACAAGAUGAUCAACGUGGAAGAGAAGCAAAUCAAGCAGCUGCAUACGCGGGCCAACUUGCGUCGGAUGCUGGAUCACGUGACCAACUCGAACGUCGACAAGAUCAGCAAGCUCUGCACCCGGGGUCUGGACCCGAACUUCCACUGCCCCGACACGGGAGCAGAGACCCCGCUGACGCUGGCCGCGGGCCUGAAGAGUCCUAGCAAGGUAAUCAUCGCGCUGGUGAACGGCGGGGCGCUGCUGGACUACCGCACCAAGGAUGGCCGGACGGCGCUGCACCGAGCCGUCGAGAAGAACAACCUGGAGGCACUCAAGACUCUCCUGGACCUGGGCGCGUCGCCCAACUACAAGGACGCCCGGGGACUGACGCCGCUCUAUUACACAGUGCUGUGGAACGCCGACCCGCAGCUCGCCGAGACGCUGCUGCACGACCACGCAACGCUGGGGGUCGCCGAUCCGCAGGGCUGGCAAGAGGUGCACCAAGCGUGCAAGCACGGCCUGGUCCAGCACCUGGAGCAGCUUCUGUUCUACGGGGCGGACAUGAACGCGCGCAACGCGAGCGGCAACACCCCGCUGCACGUUUGCGCCGUCAACGACCGGGAGAGCUGCGCAAGGGUGCUGCUGUUCCGGGGGGCCGACCCGGCCGCCCUCAACUACGCCAACCAGAACCCUUACCAGGUCGCCGUCAUCGCCGGAAACCUCGGCCUCGCCGACGUCAUCCGCAAUCACAAGCCCGAGGACGUCGUGCCGUACCGCGAACCGCCGACGUACAACCCUCGCCGGAGAGCCAGCAGCGCCGCCCUGAGUCGCACGCACAGCGACCCGAGGCUGGAGCUUGUGGUGCUGGGCGCCAAGCCGCCGUCGCCGUGCCCGUCCAAUCGGUCGCUGCCCCCGUUCUCAUCGGCCGCGUCUACCGCGUCCGAGGCCUCGUCCAUGGCCUCCUCGUCGCACGCGAACGACUCCGAGGGCAGCUCGGGCACGGCGGCCUCUUCGGCCACCGUGUCGGCGUCGUUGGUCGCGCUGCCACUCGCAGACAAGAGCGCCACAAGCGAAUCAUCGGGUGUCUGUACGAGCAACAGCGCGCACAGCUGCGACUCGAGCACCGACAGUUCGGACACGCCCGAAGUGAUCACGGUGGGAACAACAUGCGUCUGUGUCUCCGAGUACCAGAGCCCGCUCCAGGGACACCUCUCCCUCAACUGCGGUGACAUUGUUCAAGUCACCGAGGUGAGCGAUACCGGCAUGCUGGAGGGACGGACACGAGAUGGACGCCAGGGGAUGUUCCCCAGCGCCGCUGUCCAGGAGGUCAAGAUGAGGGGCAGUUCCUCGUCUCAGGGUCGUGUCAGAGGUCGCCGAGAGAUGCAAACCUCGUCGGGGGCUGCAACACUGCCGAGGCGAUGGAGAAUGUAUGGAGAGCCACGCACUGUUGUGUUGCACAGGAGCAAAAAAGGUUUCGGGUUUGUCCUCAGAGGAGCCAAAGCCACGAGUCCACUGAUGGAACGGCAGCCAACGGAAAACUGGCCGAGCUUGCAGUAUUUGGAUGACGUGGACCAAGGUGGAGUGGCCGACCUUGCCGGCCUCAAGAAAGGCGACUUCUUGCUCGAGAUCAACGGGCAGGACGUGUCCCAAGCGACCCACGAGUGCGUGGUGAACAUCAUCCUGCAGCAGGGCGACCUGAUCGCCAUGACGGUGCUCACGGUCGCCGGCACCGUGCCGGGGUCCAUGGGACCGCUCUCCCAGGGCUCGUCGUCCUCGGCGCCCUCAUCCGCGCCGGGCUCGGAGGCCGGCAGCGUGCCCGCGAUGGGGGGCACCAGCAGCACCGUGACGCCCCCCAUGCUGCAGGCCAACGGCGCUGUGGCCGGCGGCUACCGGCAGUGCGCCACGCUGCCGCGCAAGCUGUCGGCCAAGAAGGCCCCAGCCCCUCCCAAGAGGGACCCCAAGACGACCCUCUCGGUGGGAAGGGCUAGGGCGAAGUCCAUGGUCGCAGGACUCACCGACAUCGAGGUCCUGGACCGGACGCUGAACGAAUACGACUCGGAGGGCCGCUCGACCAAGAGCAGUUCCAUCGAAAGCAUCCCGAAGCAGAACGGAGCCUCCUCCGCUCCCGCCGCCUCGAGCAGCGCAAGCGCUCCCGCGACUGCGACGGCAGCAGCGACGGCGGGCCCGGAGGCGCCCAAGACGGCCUCGAUCCGCAGCCGACCCGUCCGCAUGACGGCCGCCGAACUCGAAGAGUUCCUCACGCGCCAGAGCGCCGAGCGCAAGCCGCGCGUGUUCGGCAGCGUCGCCGCGAUGAAACGGGCCGCCCGCGGGGCCGGGCCGACCAUCCUCAAGGACUUCAAUAGCGAGCCCGAGCUGAACGCGGCCGAGACGGACCUUGCCCGGCGGAGAAGCCGGAGCCAGGAGAACCUCGCCAUCUACGGCGAGUCCUGGCAGAAGAUGGAGGAGAUCUGGAAGAAGCCCGCGACGCGCGUCUACGCUGAGACGAAGGCGGCGGCCACUGCAAAGCAGCAGCCGCCGCCACUUCCCAGCGGCAGCGCCAGCGGUGCCAUACCGCCCGCAGCAUCCCCGGCUCCGGUGUCAGUGGAGCAAGCUAGUCAGGGCUCGCGGAAACCCCCGCCGAGCCACCCACCUCCGCCGCCACCCGUGGGCCAAAUGCUGAAGGUCGAUGUGUCAAACGCGAUGGGCGACUACGCCAAUGUGGACGGUAUACCUGACUCGAAGGUCAUGUCUAGCUUCAGGCCGGGAGACAGCGCCAAGCUCUACGCGUCUCCCGAAUCCCUGACGCACGUAGCGUACAAGACGAGCGCAGAGGCCCGCGGCGCGGCGCGUCCCGGCAGAACUCCGGCCGCUCCGCCGGGGUCCGGAACGCGGUCUCAGUCGCUGCCGCCCCGGAUUCAGAACAGGGAACCAUCGGAGACCCGCGAGAACGUGGUCUACUCCACGUUCAGGGUUGUGCAGCCAACGCCGGAGACGGGGACUCUGCGGGGCACCUCCAAGGGUAAGAAGGUCAGAGGUCCCGCCGCAGUUCAGGAGGAGCCGCCACCGCCUCCGGAGAAGCCGCCGUACAUUCCCGAGCCGGACUACGAUAGCACGGACGAAGAAGAGGAGCAGGUCUCCAGGACGCAGAAGUCGGGAGACAUGGGAACGUUCAAAGCAUCGUCCGCUGGCUCGAGACGUGACGAGGCACCUCCACCACCCGAGAGGGCUGCGACGACAACUGCUACGAUGAUGACAGCCGUGCGCCACGAUUCAGACCCGAAGGUGAUCGCAACCAAGUGUCACACGCUAGAGCCGCGGUCAUCCAGAGCGCAGGAAACCAUCGUUCACAUCAAGAGAGACCCGCUCGAAUCCGAAAAGCUAGUCCUAGAGGUUUCCGCCGGCUCCGUGCGCGACAACAUCAGCGCAUUUGAGAAACGGAGUGCCGGAAGCAGCACAACCCCGAGGCCCACGAAGCACGCUGGGUCCAAGGACCACCAUCACCACCUGCACGAAGAGCCCGAGAACAGUUCCAGCGGCGUGUCGUCGGACGUUGAGGUGGACAGACAGGAGCUCCGGUCGUACGAUCAAGCGGCCCUGUCCAAGCGACUCAGCGCCUACUACCUCCAGCGACGGCAGUCCGCCGAGAACCUGGUUCCCGUGUCGACGACCGCCCCAACCGCUGCGCCUGUGGUUUCGAACCUCGACUCGCACCUGAACCAGAGGAACAUGCACGGACGGCAGCAACAAAUGGUACAGCCGGUCUCUUCAUCAGCAGCGUCCAUGGCGGCAGCAGCGGCAUCUUCUCUAGCGGCCAGCAACCAGGCCGCCCGGAGACCACAGGCCGCCGACAACAAAGCCGUCCUGGGCGGCAUCCCCAAGAAGACGCUCAAGAUUCGGCUGGACCAGAAGGUUCACGCGACGAGAAGGGCAGAAGGAGCGCCGCGCGGGACUGACGCAGCCGCGGACGGCUCGAGCCUCAAACGCAGCAUCGACGAGAGCCUGGACUUCAUCAGGCUGCAAAUCGACUCGCUGGGUCUCUCGUCCGUCAACGAGGCGGACAUGCUCACCGAACUGGUCCCUCCGCCACCCGAGUUUUCGCACGGAGUGCGGCCUCAACAGGCCGAGCCCAUCGCGCCACCGCCGCCCGAGUUUUCCGACGAGUACCACCGCCGCUUCGAUCAUCACCAGCCGGCGCCGCCGCACCAUCACCAGCCGCAGCAGCUACCGCAGCACCAGCCGCAGUCGCAGCAGCUGGCUCGUCACCAGGCCGCGCUGUACCACCAGCUGAACCAGUCGCAACAGCAGCAGCACCUGCCGGCAGCGUACUGCCGCUACAACGGCUCUCCGCAGCACCACCACGCAGCCACGCUGCGGCCCACCAGUUCAGCGCACCACCAGCCGCGGCCCACGGUGCACGACGUCUACCGUCCCGGCUACGGGACCCUGGGAAGGCGGACCGAUCCUCAGGUACUCGUUGUCCCCAUCGAGCGACAGGCGGGGGACUUGGCCCGUUUGAAGUCGGUCCAGCGGGAAUUCAGGCAGAAGCCCUUGGUCGAGUGGAGUGCCCGUGACGUGAGCGAUUGGCUGGAGUCCCUCUUCCUCCAGGAGUACAGGCCGCGAUUCGUCGAAGCCGGCAUCACCGGAGUGAAGCUGGCCAACAUGGACUCCAACGACUUCAUGGGACUAGGGGUGAAGCAGGUUGGCCACAGGGUCAACAUGGAGCGCUCGCUCAGGCGCUACAUGAAGUAGGCAUUCCUUCGUACCUGCCGAAACAAUUAGCUUGCCGGAACGGCAUGUAGUGCGAUAGUGUCAGGGUUUGAGCCAUUCGGUUUGUCGUGGACUACGUUUUGGGUGUGAUGCGAAGUACACGGAUCAGAUAACAAGUAGGUACGGUGGGUACGGCGCAGGGGCACUGGUUUCGAUAAUCAGCUUAAUUUCUGGUUCCACGCGGUGUGACCUCAAGAUAAUUAAAACGAGCAAGGCCAGGUGGAGAUGCGCUGCUUAAUUUUUUUUAGUCCGGUCUUUCCCGUACUCUUAAAAGCCUUGGUUUGAGACCAAGUGAUAGAAUUACAAAGACACUAUGAGGCCGCGGUGUUGUAUCAACGCCACUACAUAUGGUGCCACCACAUAGGCAUCGAAUCCCUGUACUUCGCUUCCACUCUGUAAUUGGAACUCAUUGUUUUUGAGCCCGCUGUUUGUCAACGUCAUCAUGCAGGUGCACUUGUAGCACUUCUAACACUGUAAAGCUGCAGCGUGCAGGUGGAGUGUGUGCCUGCUUGGCAACCGUAACCUCUCAGCGGUGCUUGCACGCACCGAACUAGGUUUUACUUUUUGAGGGCUUUUCAAAGCGAUCCCGGCCAAUGACGCGACGCAAGCGACUAAUUUAUUUCGCCCUAAAUGCUUCUACAGUUGCCUACAAUACAAAGCGGAACGGCUGGGAGACUGCACUACGGAUUCCACAGUGCUUUUUUGCUGCGGUGUUUUGCGCACCCUGCCAUUUUAAUUCGGUGACGACUGAAGACAAAGUUGAACACCCGCCUUUGUUCCUAUUUAUAUUGCGGCCAACUGGAUGCGAGGUAGCAAUAGGUAUACUUGCUGCCUGUGCCGUAGUUUUGUAAAUAUAAUGUAGGUUUCAUCACAGUAUCCGCUUCUGUUAGACGCUGCUUGAUGACUUCGUUUCGCUUUUCUGUAAAUUGAGUUUCCGAGUGAUGUGCAAUCUGUUCCACAAUUUUAUCUUGUCGGAGUAAUUUAUAUCUAAUAUAUUACCUUGCUUGUUCCUGUAUAACAAAGUGUGAUAUAGUGUCCAACCUUGUUGCCAUGUCGUGAGCAUGUGAUGGUAGCUGCAACGAUGUCAACGUAAUGAGUACAAUCGACCAGACUUUCAUUUUGUUCUUGCAUAAAAAAAAAUGGGUUGUAGUGAACCUGAGAUGCCAAAAAUAUGUCCCUUUUUCCUAGUUUCUUUGCUCGCAUUGCUUCGUUUAACCCACAGUUGCUGAACAGAAGCUCUCUUAGAUUGUGCCAUCUAUGCUGUGGUCUAUUAAUUUCUGCCUACAUUUUCUCCUGUGUACGUCUUUAACCACGUAGCUUUACUCUGGCUGUGCACCCGGUCUAAUGAGCUGGGCGUUCUCUUUGACAUAGUUUCAACAAAUUGUGUACAAGAAAUUUACAGGCUGACCUGUUCAUAGCGUUCUCGACCGAGAAGUCACCUUUUCUAUAUCACUUCUAUGGAUAAGAGCCUACAAUACUGCCUGAAGCGACUAGCCAUGUCAAGCUUCUCAUGAUGCCCCUUUACAUUACAGUAGCCCGCUGACUUUUUCAAUGCAGAGAAAUGUGUGUCACUCUGGCUACCUUUAAAGACGUCUGUCAAAUGUGAGACAGUCAGGGGUCUACAUUUGACUUGAACUUUCGAUGAAAAGAUAAGCUCUCCAAUGACAUACAGCUGAUGUUUACUGUAGUGAGCUUUAUGACAGGAAACGUCAAAAUUUGCAUUGAAGAGGUCCCAGUGACUUCAUCUGUGGUAGGCGUGAAAGUGUUCUACGAGGUUUACGGUUAAGCGAAAAAAAAACACUUUAAAUAGAAUCUGUGUAUUGAAAUUUUAACUGAACUGCUUGCAUUAUAAUUAGGUGUUCGAUUUAUAUUGCUUUCAAUAUUGUUUAGUCCUGCGCAGUGAUUAAUCCUAAGGCUUCACAAAGGACAUCAACUUCUUUAAGUGUGAUUUCCCUUAAUACUGACCCAUAAAUUGUUCAGCAAUGACAACCGUUUAAACAUCAUCAAGUUCUUGAAGCUUCCUGUAACUUCGGUCCCAUACCAACUGUGUCACCUCCAACAGUUUUCAUCACGCAUGUGCGGUCAUUUCUACCAGUAACGUUGAACAGGCCAGCGAAACCAUUGAACAAGCAUAAUCAGCAUUUCUUGCUCCCGCACUCUUCACGAAAACACGCGACUUGUCAUUUCUAGCCUAUCUCGCAGCUGUUCUGCGUUGCUUCCUUACUGUUGGAAACAAAAGCCUUGGAGCAGCUAGGCGCGAUGCAUACUUUUGCAGAAUCUCUUUGAGUGCCGGUCCACACACACACACAGUUCGCUGGCAACGCUCGACAUUCCAGAUGAGCUUGCCGGAAUACAAUGCUCAAUUCGCCAAAGACGCAAGGCCGGAUUCUCACAAGAACUUAUGACGAGCAGGUUACGUUAGGUUCGUGGGGCUCUUGAAAGAAGUCAAAGGGCACGUCUGUGAAAGCAGACAGUCUAGCUCGUUGAACUGCGAGAAACAUACGCAAGGUGGCGCUGAAAGCAGAGCGAUUGCUGCAGAAGGACACAAAAAAAAUCGACAACAGAUUGAGGGCAAGUAGACACAAGGGAAAAGGAAGGAAGAUAGAAGGGACGAUGACAAAGCUUGGAACGUGAAACGAGCUAUGAAGUCGUUCUCUGAGCUUUGGUUGUUUCCGUGUCACUGCCUAGUGUUCACUCAGCGCUGCAUUAGUCUGUCGGAAAACUACUGUCGCCCCACAGACGUAUGCCGAAUUGCGAUAGUCGACUUGGAGUGGCAUUUUUCCCGUGCUUUCACAUUUCGAAUGCAUAAUUCGGGUCAAUUUGAUUUGAACUAUUAAUUCAGAGCGACUCGGGCCGAGUUAACUUACGAAGCACGUGAUCUUGGUUCGACUUGAUCGAGCGAACCUGUAUUCAC
Molecule: messenger RNA, 8663 nt
Organism: Dermacentor silvarum
Lineage: Eukaryota; Metazoa; Arthropoda; Arachnida; Ixodida; Ixodidae
Product: SH3 and multiple ankyrin repeat domains protein 3-like
Exons: 15
Coding region: 560-5731 (1723 amino acids)
Cellular component (GO): postsynaptic membrane; dendritic spine; postsynaptic density
Molecular function (GO): synaptic receptor adaptor activity; ionotropic glutamate receptor binding
Source: RefSeq, a predicted model, not a curated record